AUAUAUUUCAAAAUUAUUUCGUUAUGGACAUGUUUCGAAAAUUAAUUGUUCCCACAUGGAGACCAACACUUUGUGCUACCCGCAACUUCUGCUGCCCUGAUCAGGUGUCGAAACUUGUUGGUUUUCCGGAGAUUAAGAUGGGAGUUGGGAAACUCAAGUAUAUUUUAGCCAAAGUAUAUAUUCAUGGUGAGGAAGCUCAUGCUAAGACGGUGAUUCGUGCUGUGGGCUCGGCUAAAUACCAUCUAAAAAUUUACGAUGCGCUGCGAAAGGAAGCAGCUACCAAAAAUCUUUGCACUCAAUGCUUAGGAGGUGGAACUAUAGAUCAUAAUUUGGAGAAACGUUUCAUCAAAAUCUCUGGUCAUUCUCAGACUUUAGGCAGAGCGGAUCAUGAAGAAACCAAAUCCAUUCUAUCUGACAAAUACUCAGACUAUAAAAUUCAUUCUGAAUCUGCACCCUCUGACUGAAAUCAGCUUUAAUUUCAUUUUAAAUUAAACUAAUUGCAGUUAUUGCUAUUUAAA
This is a messenger RNA of Drosophila sulfurigaster albostrigata, 518 nucleotides long. Its product is annotated as sex-regulated protein janus-B. Bases 24 to 464 code for a protein of 146 amino acids. The transcript has 4 exons. The record is from RefSeq and is a predicted model, not a curated record. NCBI's taxonomy places the organism in Eukaryota, Metazoa, Arthropoda, Insecta, Diptera, Drosophilidae. Gene Ontology annotation, biological process: peptidyl-histidine dephosphorylation. Gene Ontology annotation, cellular component: cytosol. Gene Ontology annotation, molecular function: protein histidine phosphatase activity.